AUGAUCUGUAUAGAAUGUGGUUAUCCCAAUAUUGACUGUUUAUACUCCAAGUAUAAAAGUGAUUAUAUCAAAUUAAGUGUGUGUCCAGAAUGUAAUAAAAUCGCCGAUAAGUAUAUUGAAUAUGAUUCGGUGAUUCUAUUUUUGGACAUUUUAUUACUUAAAAGACAAGCAUAUAAGCAUUUAGCAUAUAAUUUAACUGAAAUGGAAAUGAUUUCCUCAAUUCAUUCUAAUAUCAAUAGUAAUUUCAAAUUUUUGCAAACUUAUGGAAAACUUAUGAAAUUGAUAUUUAUGAUUUUAUCAUUUGAAGUUUAUUUAACUUGGGCUAAUGAAGAGAAAUUAUUGAUUCAUUCACAAUUAAUUAAUUUAAUUUUUAGUCAAUCAGUUAUAUAUCAAUAUUUAUUUUUCAUUAUUAAGUCAAGUUUAGAGAAUUUAAUAUUAAAUUUAUCACUACAAUUGAUUUUAAGAUUUGGAUAUAAAUGGGGACAAAGUACACCGAAAAUAAAUGGCAAUGUCAGUGAUGAAGAGUUUUUUGGAUAUAAAACUUCUGUAUUAUUGGUGACUACUAUGGUAUCAGGAUCAAUCAGAUUAUUUCCUAUAUUAAUGUUUAUUUGGCCAUACGAUAAUAUAUCUAUCACUAAACCACUAAUAAAUUUGAUUGCCUUUAUAAAUAUUGUAGAGGCACUACGAGUUGUCACAAGUUUGGGAUAUAUAAAAUUAAUACUAAGUUUGGCGUUCAGCAUAGUUAUCAAAAAUAUAGUGUCAAAACUGUUACUAGUACUAAUCGUCAACCUAUUUUUGGAUUUUAACUUUACAGAAGUUAAUCACAACGAAAUGUAUCAAUUAUAUUCACAGUUUCAAACCUAUAUACAUUGGAUUUAA
Messenger RNA from Candida dubliniensis CD36, 879 nucleotides. RefSeq names its product sterol homeostasis protein (gene ARV1). Gene Ontology annotation, cellular component: cortical endoplasmic reticulum; Golgi apparatus. Lineage: Eukaryota; Fungi; Ascomycota; Pichiomycetes; Serinales; Debaryomycetaceae. The transcript has a single exon. Gene Ontology annotation, biological process: sphingolipid metabolic process; intracellular sterol transport; regulation of plasma membrane sterol distribution. Bases 1 to 879 code for a protein of 292 amino acids. The record is from RefSeq and is a predicted model, not a curated record.